AUGGACUUGCCGUCUUUGGUCUUGACGCUGCUCGCGGCGACGCUGCCGCUGCGUCCACGUAUUGAGCUGCAUUGCUCCAUCCGGGACGCAGCGACACUGGCCUCGCUCGUCGCCGUCGUCGGCCCUGCGCUCAACACUGUAACGCUCCGCUACUACAGCGACCGCGUGGUCGAUGGCCAAGGCCGCGCGAUCAGCGACCUCCUUUUGCAGCGCUGCCCACGUCUGCGCCACAUGGAUAUCUCGGUCCAAUCUUAUUCGGAGAACGAGGCCGUCGAGCUCAACGAUCUGCUCGCUGUCGUCGUCCACCCGCAUGUCCACGACUUGUCUCUCAACCUCCAGAGCGUGACUACCGCGCCACGACUCGGGCACCGCUUGGCCGCAUGGCUCUUGACGGCGCCAGCGGCGAAGCUCCGAUUGGCCAAUGUCGCCCAGAUGGACCACGAUGCUGUCAUUGCGCUCUGCGAUGCGCUCCAAGCCAACACAACCCUCCAAGAGCUUACUAUCGACAACGUCCGCGGCCUCAAUGGCUUCCACGGCCACACGCUUCCAUUGUCGUUAAAGAGCUUGGCGUGGAAUGUGCCGUUCUUUAGAUUCGUCGACGCCGCAACGCUGACGGACUUUGCGACCGCCGUCGGGCCCACGCAGCUCGAGCGUCUCGAGUGCAGCGUCUUUGGCCAGCUGGCGACCUAUCCGGCCGCGGCGCCAAUGCUAUCGCAACUGCAGUCCCAUGUCGUCUCCGGGUCGAACGCUGGCUCCAUACCGGCAAUGAUCGCGGGCUUGUC
Messenger RNA from Saprolegnia parasitica CBS 223.65, 782 nucleotides. RefSeq lists its product as hypothetical. The annotation marks the transcript as partial. The transcript has a single exon. NCBI's taxonomy places the organism in Eukaryota, Oomycota, Saprolegniomycetes, Saprolegniales, Saprolegniaceae. The record is from RefSeq and is a predicted model, not a curated record.